Cladocopium goreaui is the source of this 2751-nucleotide messenger RNA. Lineage: Eukaryota; Dinophyceae; Suessiales; Symbiodiniaceae. The record is from the annotation of a GenBank genome assembly.
AUGCUGUUUGCUGGCGCCCCUCCUGGCUUAGACGAAGCCUUACCAGGGGAUGUGGAGGAAACUCUCAGCGAGCUGGGCGAGAAGGCGUGGGAAGGCGACUUUGAAAAGUACAUUGCCGUGCUGGAAGCCUCACCAGACCCUGCCAAGGAGCUGAACACGCCCAAAGAUGUGCUGGAAUUCAGCCGCAUCACGCCUUUCUGCCUCUUGUUGGAAAGAAUCUAUCUGGACGGCAGUUUGUCAAAGGGCCAGGCAGCUCUACGGACCUCUGUCCAAGCCGGAGCCGAUUGGCGCGAGAGCUUCGCACGGGGCCAGACAUCCACGGGCGUGUACCCAUUCGCAUUACUGCUGCGAAGCUUGAUCAGAGAGAAGAAGGUGGGAAGUGCCGAGGGCUCCGAGUUGAUCGCCUUGGCUCUUGCCAGCGGUGCAAGGUGGGUGAACCAAGAUGGGCCGCCCGCUUUUGCCGAUUGUUUUUUGUUUCUUGAUUUGCUGAAGGCUUUCUGUGAGUCUGGCACCUUGGAGGCCGCCUCCCUGCAGCUCUUGGCGGACUCCUUGCAGGGCGUGACCAACGGCGGCCGCCCCGUGAUGUGUAAACUCUUCGAGGGCGGAGGAACGAUGUUUUCCAACGUGGUGAACAUUGCCAUGAGACAUGAUCUCUUUGGCACCGACGCGGGCGAUGCGCUUUUAAGCUUCUGCUAUGCACAUGGAGCUCGUUGGAAGUGCACAGAUGGCUGGAAUCACUCCGCCUUCUUGGAAUUGCUCUGUUGCGCCGUCACUUCAAGGCGCCAUUGCCGAGGAAAACGCUCUUGGGAGGAGAAUUUCCAGGUGGUGAAAGGCAUCCUCGACAGUCAGCAGGAUCCAGCGACACUCUGGAAUGUGGCACAAGAUCGCGGAGCUCAGGACCAGGCAUGUGAGAGCACGUUCUACGAGAUGCUUUUGACGCUGGCGGAGGAAGGCUUGGUGGGUCAGCCCCUGGCGCGCGCCUACAUCUCCUUGGCGGAGAGCUAUGGCGCGCGUUGGGAUGGCAUUGCAUGGAACUACAGUCCGCCCUGGGAAGUGUACCAGAAGGGCCGCUUGACGAAUUUUCACAGCUUGGUGGACAGCCUGGGCUCUGGCUGUGACCAUCCCGAUGGCCUCAGCAUUCUCUCUGGAGCGGUGGAAGCCGGAGCUGAUUUUGCCAUUGAUGACCCCAAUCUCCCUGGAAAAAAACGCUACGUGGCCAACCUGCCCCACCUGCUCUGGGCGCCGCGUCGUCAGCUGCUGCGACUGCUGGCGCUGCUCCGCGCGCGCCGCGCCGAAGCCGAGGACGCCGGCAUCGCCGGCGUCGAAGUGUGGCUGGCGCGGCUGGCGCGGAGCGCGGAGCCGUGGCAGGUGGGUCAUCCGAUCGUUCGCUUGGUCUUCAGCUUCUUGCCGCGCGUGCCAGCGGUGCUUGGCUAUGACUUCAGCACCCGAGGCUAUGGUGGCGGUCCGCCCCGAAAAAUGGAAGCGCGGCCCAGAAGAGCCGAGGCGCAGGCUUCGACAGUUGGGCAGCUUAUGGCGAAAGCCAAAGCGGCGGCCAAGAGCCACACACUCUUUGCAUUCAGCCCUGCGCUCCCCCUGACCAAAGGUCUCACUGUGGGCGCGAUGCCCAAUAAAACCCAAGGAGUAGCUCUGACGAGCAUCGCGGACGAAACAGUCGCGCAAACGCCGGACGGGUGGGUCGCCACCACCCAAGGUGGUAUUCCACUGAACCACCGGGUAGUGGUGCCAGCCUUUUCAGUACCCGGCGUCGUGAUGCUGGGAAACCUAGGCAUGUCGACUUGCAUAGUCAAUGCCACGAACACGGCGGAGCGCACCUCCCCCUCUGGCCACCCGCACGUCCUGUGGUCUCGCAUCGCCUCGAACACGGAGUGGACUGUUGUGGCGCGCACCGUGAUCGCGCCGGUGGAACGGAUCAAGAUCAUUUACCAGAUCAACUCCAAGAAAUCGGGCCCAGAUCAAGGCUGGCUUCGCAUCAUCCAGAAGGUCAUGGACGAGAGUGGUGGCGGCUACAGAAAGGUGACAGACUUCUGGAAGGGCAACUCUGUGGCGGUGCUUCGUGUGUUCCCCUACCUGGGCGUGCAGCUGGCUUCAAAUGAGUUUUUCCGUCGCCAGCUGAAAGGCAUGGCCCAAGGUUCACUCCCCGUCACGCCCGAGGUUCAGAAAUUUUUGGCAGGAGGAGGCGCAGGCCUCACUGCAGUGCUCUGCACCUAUCCCUUGGAUCUGGCGCGGGCGCGCAUGGCCCUGUUGAUGGAGCAAGGGGCAAAAGAGAUGCCGUCGAUGCUGGGUACCGUGCGAGAAGUGUGGCGGGAGGGUGGCCUGCGUGCCCUGUAUUCUGGUGCUGGCGUGUCCAUGACUGGAGCUGCCAUCUACUGUGGCUUGAAGUUUGCCAGCUAUGAUGCCUCGAAGGACUUGUGCCAACGCUACUUGUUGCCCGAUCCGGAUGGUCCCCCCAGCGCGCUCCACCGCGCGAUGAGUGGAGGCUUGGCUGGGGUGAUGGCUCAAACCUUUGUGUAUCCCUUCGACGUGUUGCGUCGGAGGCUGCAAACGGGCGGUCCUGCCAUGCGGGAGAAAUACCCUGGCAGCAUCAGUGGCCUGUGGAGACUCUACAAAGAGGAAGGAGUUGUGCGUGGCCUAUACCGGGGAUGCGCCUUGAACUAUGUGAAGACUGUUCCAAACACCACUGUGUAUUUGGCUCUCUUCGAUUAUCUGAAGGAUAGCUUUUGUAGCGCUUGA